AUGCAUGCAGCAAGUGAUACUCAGGCUAUGGACAGAAUAUAUGAGGCAGCCAAUGGGUUUAAGAAUUGGAAAGCAUUCAGCACAGAAAUACUGAAACCGGCAGGAGGUGGAAUCUCCCCCAAAGAGAGAACCCCAUAUAUUACUUUUGUCCUAGGAGGCCCUGGCAGUGGAAAAGGUACACAGUGUGCACGGAUCGUAGAGACAUUUGGGUUCACCCACCUAAGUGCAGGAGAUCUCUUAAGGAAGGAAAUAUCCUCUAAUAGUGAGAAUGGCUCCACGAUUCUUAACACAAUCAAGGAAGGAAAAAUUGUUCCUUCAGAAGUGACUGUCAAAUUGAUCAAGAGGGCAAUUGAAUCAUGUGAAAAUUAUAAGUUUCUCAUCGACGGUUUCCCAAGGAGUGAAGAGAAUCGCAAGACAUAUGAACGAGUUAUUGGCACGGGACCAGAUGUGGUGCUUUUCUUUGAUGCCCCGAAGAAGAGAUGGUCAAACGAGUGCUUAGCCGGACGAGUUGAUGACAAUAUAGAUACAGUGAAGGAACGGCUCAAAGUGUUUACGACUUUGAAUCUUCCUGUUAUUAAUUACUACACUGGGAAAGGGAAACUUUACAAGAUCAAUGCUGUAGGAACAGAAGAGGAGAUAUUUGAACAGGUUCUGCCUGUUUUUGCUUCAUGGAG
Molecule: messenger RNA, 674 nt
Organism: Ilex paraguariensis (yerba mate)
Lineage: Eukaryota; Viridiplantae; Streptophyta; Magnoliopsida; Aquifoliales; Aquifoliaceae
Source: the annotation of a GenBank genome assembly